AUGGGGAAAAGUACUACUAUUGAUUCUUAUUUUAAGAGAAAGAAUAGUGAGUCUUUGCCCUCGUCUACUCCUAAUGUCGAAUUGUCAAAUACUAAGACUCCUUCUUCAAAGUCUCUUAGAAUUAAAAAUAAAGAGGCAGUUAAAGAAGUUGAUCUUGCUUCAUUGGAAAGAAAUCCUGCACUACGUCCUCCAAUAUGUAAACCAUGUGGCAAUGGUCGUCCUGGACUUAAUACAUUUGUUGUUGAGGGAUUUAGAAAUUGGAAAAAGGUUAAUGAUGAAGAAAAUUGUGCUUUUCUACGCCAUGUUGGAAAAAAUGUUAUCUCAAUGCAUAAAAAUGUUGUGAGUUCAUGUAGUGAUCUUAUGAACCAAUAUCAACAUAUUGAGACAUUGGUUGAAAAACUUACUUCUCAGGAGAUUGCAACUAAUCGUUUGAGACUACAAGUUUCUGCGGACAUGACAAGAUGGCUUGCUCUUCAAGGAUGUGCUUUUAGAGGUCAUGAUGAAAGCUCAGAUUCAAUUAUCAAGGAAAUUCUUCAUGUUUUCUCUGAAAAGGUAAAGAAAACAAUACGGGAAGAAAUUUCCAAUGCCAAGUUUUGUCUUAUUGUUGAUGAAGUUAGUGAUGUAUCUAAAAAGGAGCAUAUGGCUAUUGUUUUGAGAUUCGUAGAUAAAGAUGAUUUUAUACGGGAAAGGUUUUUCGGUCUUGUACAUGUGGAAGAUACAAGUGCUAAGACUUUGAAACAAGGAAUACUCAACACUCUUUGUCACCAUAAUCUUGAUAUUCAAAAUAUUCGAGGACAAGGCUAUGAUGGAGCUAGCAAUAUGCGAGGUGAAUGGAAUGGACUGCAGGCUUUAAUUUGCAUUGAGUGUCCAUAUGCUUAUUAUGUCCAUUGCUUAGCUCAUCGGCUUCAACUUGCCUUGGUUGCUGCAUCUCAUGAGGUAAAACAUGUUCAUCAAUUUUUUGAAAAAUUGAACUUCAUAAUUAAUAUUGUUACUUCCUCUUGUAAGCGUAAUGAUGAGUUAAAGGCUGCCCAAAAAAUUGAAAUUGCAAGAAUGAUUGCUAUUGAUGAACUUGAAUCUGGAGUUGGUCUUAAUCAGAUUGGUACUUUGCAUCGAGCUGGAGCUACUCGUUGGAGUUCUCAUUACAAUUCCAUAUGCAGUUUGUUUAAAAUGUUUAAAAGCAUAUGUGAAGUUCUUGACAAUAUUUCUAAUAAAGGAAAGAUAGCAUCACAUCGUGGAGAUGCAGAUAAUGCAUACUCAUCAUUGACAUCUUUUGAUUUUGUCAUCGUAUCGCACCUUAUGAAGGAAAUUAUGGGUAUUACUGAAGUCCUUUGUCAAGCUUUGCAACGAGAGUCUCAAGAUAUUUCAAAUGCUUUACAUUUGGUUUCAACUACAAAAGAGUCCCUUUAG
Messenger RNA from Gastrolobium bilobum, 1407 nucleotides. RefSeq lists its product as uncharacterized. Lineage: Eukaryota; Viridiplantae; Streptophyta; Magnoliopsida; Fabales; Fabaceae. Bases 1 to 1407 code for a protein of 468 amino acids. The record is from RefSeq and is a predicted model, not a curated record. The transcript is spliced from 3 exons.